UUAAGGUUCUUUGAGGAAACGAGGUUUUCACACAAAGCUUAGAGAUGGAUGGGUAUGGUUAUGGGUAUAGAUCAGGCUACUCCACCUAUAAUGGGGCUCCGCCACGUGCUAAUGAAUGGAGCGAAGCAAGCUACGCCUCCGAUCACGUUUGCCGGCCGGUCAUCGUCGAUGCCGAGGGCCGGAAAACGCCAAUUAUUGUGAGCAUUCCCAAUCGUUAUGGGCAGAGCUAUGUUGCAAAAGUUGAGACAGUUGUUGAGCAUGUCCGUGUGCCUGUAUUCACACAAUACAGGCAUAGCUCCCCGCCCAAGAUUGAGCCAGUGAAAGACUAUGGAUACGGAUAUGGCUCCCCACCAAAGGUUGAGCCAGUGAAAGACUAUGGAUAUAGAUAUGGCUCCCCACCAAAGGUUGAGCCGGUGAAAGACUAUGGAUACAGAUAUGGCUCCCCACCAAAGGUUGAGCCACUGAAAAUCUAUGGAAGAGUUAAGCCCCCAUCAAAGGUUGAGCCAGUGAGGGACUAUGGAUACAAACAUAGCUCCUUCCCAAGGCCGGUCGAGCCCGUGAAUGAUUCUAGAUACAGAUAUAGCUCGCCACCAAAGGUUGAGCCACUGAAAGACUAUGGAUACGGAUACAGCUCCGGACCAAGGGUUGGGCCCGUGAAUGAUUUUGGAUACAGAUAUAGCUCCCCGCAAAAGGUCGAGCCAACGAGGGACGUCUAUGGAUACAAACCAAGCUCCUUACCAAGGGUCGAGCCCGUGAAUGAUUAUGGAUACAAACAAAGCUCCUUACCAAAGGUCGAGCCCGUGAAAGAUUAUGGAUACAGGAAUAACUCCCCACCAAAGGUUGAGCCGGAGAAAGACUACGGAUUCAAGACGGAGGUGAAAGAUAAGUUUUAUAAUGCCGACAAAUUGCGCAGGCCUUCGAGUCCAGCUGAAGAUCGCCCACAAGAAGUUGAGGACUUCCUCGCCAAAGUCCAGACAGAAGCUAGCCGACCCAGCAGGUUCCCAAAUGCAGCCAACUGGCGCCAAGUACUAGCCCCUCCAUCAAACGCUAAUAACGGCGACAACAAUAACAACAACAAAGAUGACUACAGCCGCAAGAAUGACGCCGCCACGGAGCCAACAACGGUCACAACUGGAGGCUGGGCUAGGCCGAGCCGUUCAGCAUGGCGGGCUGCGCCGGCAAACCGUGAAGGCACGCUCGGGAAACCAACAUCCGACAUUGCCGAAGCUGUGGAGAAUUUGAAGGAAGCUGCAACGGGAUUAUCUGUGGCUUCUGGCGGUCCCCCGCAGUUCUCGCGGAACCCAGCACCAAAAAGAGAGGCGUAUGCAGAAACCAUUGACAGCAGGGAAGCUGCAAGGCGAUACGGCAACUUCAACGGAUCUUCUAGGCCGGAAAAAGCUGGUGAUCAGACUUUCACAGCAACCAUCGAUAGCAAAGAGGCUGCUAGGAGGUAUGGCGGCGCAAAUGUUGAUUGAUCCUGAAUGAUCAAUGCUUCCUGGGAGGUUUGUAUUGUACGUAUGGAAAUAUUAUCUUAAUUAAUGGCAUGCAUGCCUGGCCCUGAGGGCAUCAUAUUAUAUAUAUAAAAUAAGCUUAAGCUUUUGCGUAUAUUGUAGUAAGAAUAUGCAAUAUUAAACGUGAGUAUUUUAUGUA
This is a messenger RNA of Corylus avellana, 1650 nucleotides long. RefSeq lists its product as uncharacterized. The record is from RefSeq and is a predicted model, not a curated record. NCBI's taxonomy places the organism in Eukaryota, Viridiplantae, Streptophyta, Magnoliopsida, Fagales, Betulaceae.